Molecule: messenger RNA, 6857 nt
Organism: Orcinus orca (killer whale)
Lineage: Eukaryota; Metazoa; Chordata; Mammalia; Artiodactyla; Delphinidae
Gene: NRG1
Product: neuregulin 1
Exons: 13
Coding region: 1414-3345 (643 amino acids)
Biological process (GO): activation of transmembrane receptor protein tyrosine kinase activity; nervous system development; intracellular signal transduction
Molecular function (GO): protein tyrosine kinase activator activity; chemorepellent activity
Source: RefSeq, a predicted model, not a curated record
UUGCUCUCUCGGCAGAACUGAGUGACUCUAGCUAGCGCAGUAAUUUUAUUGUCGAUUGCUUUCCAACCCAGGUUUUAUCAGUUAAGUUACAACUUGAAUAAUUAAGCUGUAGUGAGAGAUACAGUUUAGGAGACCCCCCCUCCCCCUUAGCAGAGGCCAGGUUAUUAUUAUUUCUUUUAGGAAAAGCUGAAGAUGAGAAGUCUGUCAGGCACGUUGUUAAACACACGAAGGCAGGACACAGACACAUCCCAGGAGCAGAUCGACGAAGAUGGAUUUAUCUAACCAUCUUUACGGUCCCCCGAGCCCUUCCUGUGUAUCCACAGUCGCCUUACUCUUCCACCCAGAGUUUUAUCUUUGCCCUACGUGCGUGUGGGGUUUUUCACUAAAGAAAGAAAGGACGGAACCCCAAACUCUAAUGAGAAAACAGCAGCCGUUUCUCUCCUUCCCACGGGUUCCAGGGCCUUAAUUUGACCGGGCAGGUGUCGGAGCUGCAAAAUUUGUCUCCACCAUUUUCUCCGCGCUGGAGGGAAGGGACCAGCCCUCCCGGGCGCUGCCUGGCGGGGAAGCGGAGCGAGGAGCGAGGAGCGAGGGCCCCGGGUCCGGAUCCCUUCCUGGGUCUCGGAAUCUCCCCGGGACGCGUGGUCCGGCUCCCGCGGGCGCGGCGGCGGCGGCUGCUGCUGCGCGCGGCUUCCAGCGACCCCUGUCGGGGGUGUCCGGCAGCCGCCCAGCGCACCGCCCCCCGCCCAGGCCGGCUCGGGGAGGGAAAGGGGCUGCGCCCGCGAGCGCCGAGCCCAGGCUCCUCCCGGUGGCGUGUCCGCGCCUCGGGGUGGGGGUGUGGCGGGGACGAGGGAGGGGGCGAGGCCAGGGGAGGGCGAGAAGGAGGCGCCAGCGUCCAACCUGCGGGCGGGAGGUGGUUGGCGGUGGGGCAAUUGAAAAAGAGCCGGCGAGGAGUUCCCCCCAACUUGUCGAAACUCCGGGCUCGCGCGGAGGGCAGGAGCGGGGUGACUGCGGCUGCCGGGCGACGCAAGCGCUGGCCGGACGGUGAUUGCCUCUCCCUCCUCGGGCUGCGAGCGCGCCGGACAGAGGCCGCGACAGGAGCCGACAGCGGCGGGAACCGAGCACUUCCCUGCGCGACAGGGGCCGCCCCGAGAGCGAGCGCGACCGCCGGACGCAGCGACCGCCAGUCCCAGGUGGCCCGCACCGCACGCCGCGUCCCCGCGCUCCCCGCCGGCGACAGGAGACGCCCCCCGCGCAGCGCGCGCGCCGCAGCCCGGCCGGUGGUUCUACCCGCCUCCGCCCCCCGCCCUCGAGGGACAAACUUUUCCCAAAGCCGAUCCCAGCCCUUGGACCAAACUUGUCGCGCGUCGCCUCCGCCGGGCGCCGUCCGCGCAGAGCGUGCACUUCUCGGGCGAGAUGUCGGAGCGCAAAGAAGGCAGAGGCAAGGGGAAGGGCAAGAAGGACCGAGGCUCCGGGAAGAAGCCUGCGCCCGCGGCGGGCGGCCCGAGCCCAGCCUUGCCUCCCCGAUUGAAAGAGAUGAAAAGUCAGGAGUCUGCAGCAGGUUCAAAACUCGUGCUUCGGUGCGAGACCAGUUCUGAAUACUCCUCUCUCAAAUUCAGAUGGUUCAAGAAUGGGAAUGAAUUAAACCGAAAGAACAAACCACAAAACAUCAAGAUACAAAAAAGGCCAGGGAAGUCAGAACUUCGCAUUAACAAAGCAUCACUGGCUGAUUCUGGAGAAUAUAUGUGCAAAGUGAUCAGCAAAUUAGGAAACGACAGUGCUUCUGCCAAUAUCACCAUUGUGGAUGCAAACGAGAUCAUCACUGGCAUGCCAGCCUCAACUGAGACAGCGUAUGUGUCUUCAGAGUCUCCCAUUAGAAUAUCAGUAUCAACAGAAGGAGCAAAUACUUCUUCAUCCACAUCUACAUCUACCACUGGGACAAGCCAUCUUGUCAAGUGUGCAGAGAAGGAGAAAACUUUCUGUGUGAAUGGAGGCGAGUGCUUCAUGGUGAAAGACCUUUCAAACCCCUCAAGAUACUUGUGCAAGUGCCCAAAUGAGUUUACUGGUGAUCGCUGCCAAAACUACGUAAUGGCCAGCUUCUACAAGCAUCUUGGGAUUGAAUUUAUGGAAGCGGAGGAGCUCUACCAGAAGAGGGUGCUCACCAUCACCGGCAUCUGCAUCGCGCUGCUUGUGGUCGGCAUCAUGUGUGUGGUGGCCUACUGCAAAACCAAGAAGCAACGGAAAAAGCUUCACGACCGGCUUCGGCAGAGUCUUCGCUCUGAACGAAACAACAUGGUGAACAUAGCCAACGGGCCCCAUCACCCCAAUCCACCCCCCGAGAACGUGCAGCUGGUGAAUCAAUACGUAUCUAAAAAUGUCAUCUCCAGCGAGCAUAUUGUCGAGAGAGAGGCGGAGACGUCUUUUUCCACCAGUCACUACACUUCGACAGCUCAUCACUCCACUACUGUCACCCAGACUCCCAGUCACAGCUGGAGCAACGGACACACUGAAAGCAUCAUUUCAGAAAGCCACUCUGUCAUCGUGAUGUCAUCUGUAGAAAACAGUAGGCACAGCAGCCCUACUGGGGGCCCAAGAGGACGUCUUAAUGGCUUGGGAGGCCCUCGCGAGUGUAACAGCUUCCUCAGGCAUGCCAGAGAAACCCCUGACUCCUACCGAGAUUCUCCUCAUAGUGAAAGGUAUGUAUCAGCAAUGACCACCCCGGCUCGUAUGUCACCUGUAGAUUUCCACACGCCAAGCUCCCCCAAAUCGCCCCCUUCGGAAAUGUCUCCACCCGUGUCCAGCACGACGGUGUCCAUGCCCUCCAUGGCAGUCAGUCCCUUCGUGGAAGAAGAGAGACCCCUGCUUCUUGUGACACCGCCAUGGCUGCGGGAGAGGGAUGUCCAGCACGUUCAGCAGUUCAACUCCUUCCACUGCAACCCCGCGCACGAGAGCCACAGCCCACCCCCUAGCCCCUUGAGGAUAGUGGAGGAUGAAGAGUAUGAAACGACCCAGGAGUAUGAACUGACUCAAGAGUCGGUUAAGAAACUCACCAACAGCCGGCGGGCCAAAAGAACCAAGCCCAAUGGUCAUAUUGCCCACAGAUUGGAAAUGGACAGCAACACAAGCGCUGAGAGCAGUAACUCAGAGAGUGAAACAGAGGAUGAAAGAGUAGGAGAAGAUACACCUUUCCUGGGCAUACAGAACCCCCUGGCAGCCAAUGUUGAGGCAGCCCCUGCCUUCCACCUGGCUGACAGCAGGACUAACCCAGCAGGCCGCUUCUCUCCGCAGGAAGAAUUGCAGGCCAGGCUGUCCGGUGUAAUCGCUAACCAAGACCCUAUUGCUGUAUAAAACCGAAAUAAACCCAUAGAUUCACCUGUAAAACUUUAUUUUAUAUAAUAAAGUAUUCCACCUUAAAUUAAACAAUUUAUUUUAUUUUAGCAGUCCUGCAAAUAGAAAACAGGAAAAAAAAUCUUUUAUAAAUUAAAUAUAUGUAUGUACAAAUGUGUUAUGUGCCAUAUGUAGCAACUUUUUACAGUAUUUCCAAACGAGAAAGAUAUCAAUGGUGCCUUUAUGUUAUGUCGAGAGCAAGUUUUGUACUGUUCCCGUGAUUGCUUUUUCACAGUAUUUCAGCAAACCCUCUCCCACCCCACAUAUUCCGUUUCUGCUGGCUUCUUGUGCGUUGCAUUAUGACGUUGACUCGAUGUAUGAUUUACAGGAUUUGCAACUGUCCCUCUGUCCGCUUCAAGUAGUUCUCGAUCAGUACGUCUUGUAAUGGCACAUCCAUCCAAAUACUCCCCUUCUGUGUGAAAUAUUCUUUUGCUUUCAGUAUAUGAAAUGAGUUGUGUCUACGACUCUGCCAGCCAAAGGUCUGCUUCACUGGGCUCUGAGAUAAUAGUAGAUCCAGCAGCAUGCUACUGUUAAUUACAGCAGGAAACUGCAUUAAGUCAUGUUAAACAUUAGGAAGAAAGUAAUAUUGUGAUUUUUUUUUUUUCAAAAACUGUAUGAUUCAUCAGAAGACAGCUUGCUUGACAAAAGGAGCUACCAUUUACUUUAUUUUGAUUGAUUAUUUUUCUCGGCCAAAAAAAAAAGCAAGUUUUCGGGAUAGCAGAGAAAAUGGGUUCUGGCUACCGAUCAGGGUAAAAUCCAGCCCCUAAGGCGAGGAUCGGUUUCACCUUCUCUCUCUGGGGGAAUGAUACAGCGGCUCAUCUAGCUGAAGAGCAAACCAUGGCUGGAAAAGGUGCAAUCGUUCCUGACUUGUGUUUUUUCACUGAUUUUGGAGCUAGGGACCGGUUGUGUCUUCUUGGCUCAAGGACAGACAUAUUAUGGCACAAAACCCCAGCUUCAACAGCACACUCAGCAAUUUGUCUGAAGUACUUCUAGAGUGAAAUGUGCCUGCUGUACAUACUGGUGACGUCAUCGUAGGGAAAUUCUUCUUAGACUGUCUAGAGGAGUGAAUACAUAGAAGACACGGGGGAGAGCAGCUGUGUGACUUGGUUAGUAAUUUUUAAGUUUUUUUGACCAUUCCUUUGUCCUCAUUAUGUUCCUCUCAUUUUUCAAUGUUGCCUUGAUUAAGUCAUAACUAUGCAUGAACAUUUUUGUCAGGAAUGGCCAGUGUGCAUGUGAUUUCUGAUUAGUAAGAACCUCCUACGAGUGAUGAUUCAUCAGGAAAUGGCAAUAGUCUUGGAAAGAUUGCACCUUUCCUUGCAGAAAUGACUCCCACCUGUGUGCUAACCUCUCUGUUUAGAGCUGUAUCACCCGUUUUCCCCCUUUCUUACUUUUUUGCUUUACUGUCACAAAAACAGGAUUAAGAUGGGUCUAUACUUUGCACGUUCACUUGGGAUUGCCAAUCCAAGGAAAGCCUGUAGGUAGAAACAUUUGAAAUAACUGCUAAUCCAGGAAAAUAAGAGAAUUAAAAAAAAAAAAAUCACAGCCCCAUUUCUGUCAGAUUGGGCUGGAGCUUUACUUACGUUCCAAGUGGCCUCCUAGGAGCCAUGGAACAAAACGGGGAACAGGUUAGCAGGGGGUUCAAAAUACCAGACAUGAAGUCAAGGAGAGUGACUCUUCUUGUUUGCAGGUGAACUGAAUCUAUUUCUUCACCAAAUCUCUAUGUUAAAAUUAAAGGAAAGAAGUGACAUGCAAGGAGGUUUUAGAAGAAAAAUGCAGGCUGAGCAUGAGUCAUGUCAUUAAGCUCCUAAGUGUUUCUACAAUCCACAGAGACACCUGUCUACAGGUCCUUGAAGUUACUCUUAGUAUUUGGUAUCCCAAGCAUCCUUCAUGGUUCCAUGCCACUUUCUCUGCGCUCAGCGGUAUCUUCAUGUGCUUGUUCACCUCUCCUAAGGAGGCCCUGACAACUCUCCAGGUUGCACUGAUUUCCCAAUUCUGUAGAAUCAGUUAAGCUCAUGGCAGGGGAGAGAAAGCAGUCAAGCAGUGAAGAGAUUCUCUAAAUUACUCUAAUAUUGCAUUUGAAGACCUUGACUCAUUCUUAGUCUAUUUCAAUUUAAAAAAAGUCCCACUGUAAUUAAAACUCUAAAAUUUCUGUUUCAAAUUCUUCAGGCAUUUGGAGUCCCAUUCUGGAGAAUUUCAGGAAUAAAUAAAAUCUUCUGUUGAGAGCAAUGAACAACAUUUUCCUCAGUAUGAAAAAUCACUGUAAAUUUUCAGGUUGCAAAAAUAGAUGAAAAUUGAGAGGAAAUUUUCUUUCCAACUGGUUCUGGUCACUCACCGAGGUGGCAUAUCUGUUGGGACAGGCUUUCUGUCCAUAGAAUGAGAGGUUCCCUUGAUAGGAAAGGUCAGCUGACUCCUCGGGGCUGCCUGCUGUGGUCCCCGGAUUUGGGUUCCCAGAGGCAUCUCCAGGAUGUUUAAAUGCCACCAUCCCUGUUUAUAAACUCAAGAGUGCAGUCGCAAUCCAAAGGAAUGUGAACCUACGUUACCCGCAUAUGGGAAACUUUUGUGGGUCUUCAGGUAGCAGAAAUUGCCCAGAAGUUGGACGGCGACUUUGUUUCCUGGGUCUGAAAUCAUAUCCCGCUGAGAAAUGUGGAGUGGAGCAUAGUAUAUGAAAAACUCCUUUUUCUCACUCCAGAUUCCUUUACUACCCUACUCUCCCUCCUUGCUUGGUAGGACUUUUGUUUUUGAGAGUACCUGGACAGUCUCGUGCUUUCUACAAAAUGGCACUCUGCCUGGGUAUUUAUGAAUGUGUCCCAAAGAGCAACAUGCCGUAUCUUCCUUAUUUAAGUGUGACUGUCUUGAUAUGGUUAGAGUUUAUCCAGGGUCAUUUGCUCAGUAACUUUUUUUUUGGCCCGGGGUUGAAAGGUGCAUGGCUCACAUUGGUGAAAAUAAGGAAGACCUAGUUUUAUCUUUUAGUCCUGGCUGCUUCCCACCAGCCACAAAGAUUUCUAUCUACAAAGACCCAUGAAACACUGCAGAGAGAGGCAGUCAAAAGGAAACGGCCACAUAUCACAAGUUCUAUUAUAUAUUCUUCUGUAAAUACACAUUGUACACUACUUGGAUGCUUCCCUAAAUCAUUUACUGUCUUUAUGAGUUCAUGUCAGUUUUCUUUUACUCUCUCAACUUACUAUGUAACAUUGUAAAUAACAUAAUGUCCUUUAUUAUUUAUAUUUAAACAAACACCUAACAUAGAGUUGUUUUCAUAUAAGUUUAAGAUAAAUGUCAAAAAUAUAUGUUUUUUGGUUCUCCUUUGCUUUAAAAUUAUGUAUCUUUUCCUUUUUCUUUUUGUUUUUAAAGAAUAAUUUAUUGUUCAGGAGAAAGAAUGUAUAUGUAAUUGAAACUAUUUGAAGAAUGCACAUUUGAAGGCCGUGAGGUACUGAUAAACUAAAGAAUUUAUUAUCCAACAUACUAAGCAAUAA